This is a messenger RNA of Closterium sp. Naga37s-1, 3444 nucleotides long. The record is from the annotation of a GenBank genome assembly. NCBI's taxonomy places the organism in Eukaryota, Viridiplantae, Streptophyta, Zygnematophyceae, Desmidiales, Closteriaceae.
AUGGCUCAUUAUCACAGCAUGCUAGUACUACUCCUUUCCCUCUUCUUCCUCUCGCCGUUCCAGCGCCUUGCCGACGCAGCCACAGCCCCCCAACCAGCGCGGUUCGAGCAGGCCAUGGCGGAGACCCUUGCAAUGAGCGCCGAGGCCAAGGUGCAACUCCACGCGAGGGCGCUCCGCGACGCCAUGCUCGACGACCCGUCGCUCGACGACGACGGCGAAGACGAGGGUGACGACGAGGGUGCGCGACGGCAGCUGAAGGGCGGCAUGAAGGGGCGUGACGUGGGGCUGACGCCGCCGGCGCUGAACUCGGGGCCGAGCAUGGCGGACGUCAACGGCACCUUCUACCGCUGGGACUCCGUGUCGCCCAAGGCGUUCGUCGACUGGCGCCAGACCCGAUACAUCUCGCCCAUUCAGCGCCAAUUUGAGUGCGCGAGCUGCUGGGCGAUCGCAGCCGUCGAUUCCAUCUCCAUGAUGUGGGCCAUCACCACCAAAACAGAUCCCAUCGCUCUGUCGCCGCAGCAGGUGUGCGACUGUGCGACGAAGCAGUGCUGCAACGGCGGGUGGGCGGACUGGGCGUUUUCGUACGUGUUGUUCAACGGGGGCAUCCAGGCGGAGGAGGACUACGCGUACCAGGCGCAGGACAGCACCGUCUGCAGCCUCAACGUCUCCGCGCCCACCGCCGCCAAGAUCACGGGGUGGGAGCUGGUGCCGGCGUACAGCGCGCUGGCGCUGAUGAAGGCCGUCAGCAUGCAGCCCGUCGUCGCCUUCCUCAGCGGCUCGGAGCGCGACUUCCAGAACUACACGUCGCGCAACCGCCUGCGCAUCUACGGCUCGCCCGAGCUGCCGGGGCUGUGCACGACGAACGUGAACCACGUGGUCGUCGUGGUCGGAUACAACUACACGGGGCCGGGCCUCGCGGGCAGCUAUUGGAUCAUCAAGAACACGUGGUUCAGCACGUGGGGCGACGGCGGCUACAUGUACCUCGCCAUGACGCCCGACGUGCGCGGGAAAUGCGGCAUCCACGCGUAUGUGGCUUUUAGAAGCGUUACGCAUGCACAGAAUUCCCUUUUCUCCAUCCUAGUACCGCCUCAAUAUCUCCCCCUCUCACACUCUCUCGCUCUCUCUCACUCUUUCUCGCUCGCUCUCACUCCCUUAUUCUCGUCUAUUCUUUCUCACUUUCUCACUCAACGGCCACCCUCCCCUCCCUCUCCCCCUCCCCCUUUUCCCCCCAGGCUGCCCGCCAUGUACCCGGUGUACUACCCGUUCGGCCCGCAGCCGGUGCGGUUCAGCGACAAGCAGCGCGACGACAGCGACGGCCGCUGGUGGACCAAGCCGCUGCCCGUCACCUCCGACGCCUGCCAGCUGCUCAUCAACCCGUGCGGCGCGGGCGAGUGCUACACGCGCAACAACGUGGCGCGGUGCGACUGCAGCGGGCCGGAGGGCAUGGUGGAGGUGCUGGGCGUGCCCACCAGCAAGUGCGUCUCGCGCUCCCCCUGCAACUCCACCAACGUCAACCCCUGCGGCGCCGGCACGUGUAACAACACCGGCAACGGCGCCUACACCUGCCAGUGCCCCGCUGGCUACGCCAUCGGCGCGGAGACGGACGGGUCGCUGACGUGUGUGGGCGUGGCGGGCGGCAACACGUCAUCCCUCACCUACACCACUGUGCCAGGGGACACGUGCUCUGUGAGUGCCACGUGUGCUGCGAGUGCAACGUGCUCUGUGAGUGCCACGUGUGCUGUGAGUGCCACGUGUGCUGUGAGUGCAACGUGUGCUGUGCUUGCCCCGUGUGCUGUGCUGCGAGUGCCCCGUGUGCUGUGCUGUGAGUGCCCCGUGUGCUGUGCUGUGAGUGCCCCGUGUGCUGUGCUUGCCCCGUGUGCUCUCUUGCCAGCUCGCUCGUGCACUCUCGUUGCCCUCUUCAACACCGCCACUGUCAGCCGUGCCGCGGCUCGCGUGCCUCAAUCGCCUCCCCAUCACAUUCUCAUCUUGUGUCAUCCCUGCCCCCCUUCCCCUCUCCCUCCAUUCCUCUCCCUGGCACAGGGCAUAGCAGCGGGGUACAACAGCAGUGUGGCGGUGCUGGCGGCGCUGAACCCGUUCCUCAACUGCUCGCAGAGCUACAUCCCGCCCGGCUUCGUGCUCUCGCUCUCCAACGCCCCCGCGCCGUCCACCAUCGUGUGCACGGCCACCUACAUGGUGCGCGCCAACGACACGUGCGCCUCGCUCAACGCCACACUCUUCAACGGCAGCGACGCCGCCUUCCGCCAGGCCAACCCGCUGCUCUGCACGACCGACCGCCCCUCGCUGCUGCCCUCGCAGCAGGUGUGCGCCGCUGCCGCGCCGCUGUCCGCGGCGAAUGCGACGGUGGCGCAGUGCGGGCAGACGUACGUGUCAGUGGUGGGUGACACGUGCAGCUCCGUGGCCUCCAAGUACUCCCUCGACCUCCCCACCUUCAAGUCGCUCAAUCCGGCGCUGGACUGCAGCCGGGGCGACAUCGACGCGGGCACGUACCUCUGUGUGGCCGCCAAGUCUGACAAGACGGUGGUGAACUGCACGGCGUGGUACACGGUGCUGCAGGGGGACAACUGCCCCAACAUCUGGAACGCCGCCAACCUCACCGAGUCCACCUUCCUCGCCAUCAACCCCGGCAUCCGGUGCCAGUCGCCGUACCUGCAGGUGGGGCAGAAGGUGUGCAUCAACUCGCCCAUCCUGCCAUCGCUCAUCGCCUCCACCAACUCCUCCUUCUCGCUCUACACCGUGAAACUCGGCGACACACUCGCCCUCAUCUCCUCGCGCUACAUCAACCGCUGCAUGCCCACGUCGGUGUCACCCGCGGCCAUAGCAGCGUACAACAACAUCCUCGAAACCGCGGUGCUGCUCGUCAACUCCACGCUCAUCAUCCCCUGCAACGUGCGCGUGGGUGCCAUCGACUGCGGGUGUGCGACGUCGCUGCCGGUGUGCGGGUCGGACUACGUGACGUACCCGUCGUACUGCGACGCCGUCUGCAACUACGCCACGCCUGUGCUCGUCUCCGACAUCUGCACCGGCUGCAACGCCGCCUGCAUGGGCCGCGCUGGCUCCGCGCCUGCCAACGGCUCCGGGUGCACCCAGGCCAUCUGCCCCUAUCCCACGUGGCCGCCGCCCAGCACCGACUGCACGCAGCUGCUGGGGGACGGGGUGGGCAAGUGCUGCUUGUACGUGAAGACGACGUGUGAGAACGUGUGCCAGGACUUCAAGCUCGCCAUGGGGGGCACGUCCACCGUGCAGGCCACCAACUACAAGAACUGCUACAACGCCUGUACCUGCUGCAAGCGCAUCCCGUGUGGGUUCAACUGCACCGCGCCGUCGUCAUGCUGGGAUGAGAGCCCCCGCCGCUGCUCCUACUCCCUCUCCACUGGCUACACGUGGCAGUGCGUCAACUGGCCCGCCGCCUCCCCCCUGCCCUGA